Colletotrichum costaricense is the source of this 453-nucleotide messenger RNA. RefSeq lists its product as uncharacterized. The transcript is spliced from 2 exons. The record is from RefSeq and is a predicted model, not a curated record. The coding region runs from base 1 to 453 and encodes 150 amino acids. Lineage: Eukaryota; Fungi; Ascomycota; Sordariomycetes; Glomerellales; Glomerellaceae.
AUGCGGCUAAAUCUUCACGUCGAUUCCGCAUCUGACAAUACUUUCUCAACUCAUUCGACACUCGAGACUUAUUUGUGUGAAUGCAUGAAGGUACACGAAAGAUUCCUUAUCCACCAUGCGAUGCAAUGUACGACGGGCGCACCAUGUCGCGCCGUCCGCCUUCCGCCUUCUCCCUCGCUUUUCUUUGUCCCCGCCGCUCAUCGCUCUUCCCAUCUGCCCCGUUCUGCUGCCAUAAUCCUCGUCAUGAUCGACACUGGUAAAGCCCACCCGCUCAUCUGCAGCAGAACAUCCCCGAUCUCGUGUUUGGCUGCGAGCGUUGACCCUGACCGAACGCUCUGUCCUCCGCCUCACCUGUACCUCUUGUCCCUGUCUAGCGCCCUUGAUAGCUACCUGAGCCUCUGCCAUCCUUACCUGUCCGCAAUUGGAGCAUCUCAGCCAUCCGAUGUCUGCUGA